AUGAACAACCUGUUCAACCGCAACAAGACCUUCCGGCCGCAAAAGAGCCACAGCCACGGCACCAAGCGCUACGACCUGCACAAGCAAGCUCAGGCCACGUUGGGCAAUGGGGAUAUGAGGAAUGCUGUGGCGCUGCCCGAGGGGGAAGACCUGAACGAAUGGCUCGCUGUCCACACGGUGGACUUCUUCAAUGAGAUCAGCAUCAUCUACGGCACGAUCCUCGAGUUCUGCACGUGCGCGUCUUGCCCCGAGAUGCGCGCUGGGCCCAAGUUCGAGUACUUGUGGAAGGACGGCAAGGAGUACAAGACGCCGGUGAAGCUCGCCGCCCCCGAGUACAUCGACAUGCUCAUGACAUGGGUCGAGGAGCUGCUCAGCGACGAAGCGCUCUUCCCGACUCGAGAGGGAGCUCCGUACUGCCGCGGCUUCCAGUCUGUGGUCAAGAACAUCUUCCGCCGCCUCUUCCGGGUCUACGCGCACGUGUACUACUCGCACUUCGACAAGAUCGUCAGCAUCGGCGCUGAGGCCCAUCUGAACUCGUGCUUCAAGCACUUCAUAGCGUUCGUCACGCAGUUCGACCUCGUGGACAAAAGAGAGCAGGAACCGCUCAACGAGCUCAUCAAGAAGCUACUCAACUAG
Phytophthora sojae is the source of this 636-nucleotide messenger RNA. RefSeq lists its product as hypothetical. Bases 1 to 636 code for a protein of 211 amino acids. Gene Ontology annotation, cellular component: cytoplasm; nucleus. The record is from RefSeq and is a predicted model, not a curated record. Gene Ontology annotation, biological process: positive regulation of protein phosphorylation; signal transduction. The transcript has 3 exons. Gene Ontology annotation, molecular function: protein kinase activator activity. NCBI's taxonomy places the organism in Eukaryota, Oomycota, Peronosporomycetes, Peronosporales, Peronosporaceae.